Otolemur garnettii (small-eared galago) is the source of this 3275-nucleotide messenger RNA. It is a transcript of the gene SNX25, whose product is annotated as sorting nexin 25. The transcript has 18 exons. Gene Ontology annotation, cellular component: early endosome membrane; intracellular membrane-bounded organelle. NCBI's taxonomy places the organism in Eukaryota, Metazoa, Chordata, Mammalia, Primates, Galagidae. Bases 261 to 3275 code for a protein of 1004 amino acids. The record is from RefSeq and is a predicted model, not a curated record. Gene Ontology annotation, molecular function: phosphatidylinositol binding.
GGUCGGGGUACCUGGGCGUGCCCUGGUCGGCGCCGGGCAGCGGUGCUGCGGGGACGCUGAGAGCGGCCCGGCGGCGUCUGUUGGAGCCGUUCCUUCAAGGGCCGCCGGCGAGGGCAUGAGCGCGGAUUUCCUCUGCCUCCCGAGCGGCGGCGGCGGGAGAGGCGAGGGGAGGAGGCGCCGCGCGGAGGCCACAGUCCAGAGCAGCGCCGGGGGGCAGCAGGGCAGGAGAUGUGCCUGUCCUUAGCGGCACAGGAAGCAGUAUGCACCCCGAUGCCACCCACAAUAGCGGCGCCGGCCUCAGCCCCGCGCCGGCCGCGGGCGCCGGCAGUCCUCCUGUCCCGGGCUCCGGAACCGAGCGGCGGCUGGAGUCCCCGGGGGACGCGGAGGCGGCGGCGGCGGCGACGCCGAGGGCCCCAGGCGGCUGUUGCUGGCUGGCGCCAGCGGCCGGCGCAGCUUUGGCCACCGUGGCCCUCUCCUUGCUGGGGCCCGGUUCCUGGGAGUCAGUGGCAGGCGCGGGGCCGGGUACCGUCCUGCUCCGGCUCAGUCUGUACCUGAGUGGCGCGGCGGCCGCCUUCCUCUUGGGAACCCUGUUCGCCCUCGUCUGCCGGAGCCCGCGAGCCCCGCCGCCCGACUUCGCCGCCUCCUGGAGCCGGCUGGCGGCGACCAUGGCCACCCGCUGCCCGCCGGGGAGUCCCAUGUGUGGAAACUCACAUGAGUCGGCUCAGUCUAGAAGGGUAGUAAUUUCUUAUAAUAUGGAUAAAGCUCUGAAAGAAGUGUUCGACUACAGCUACAGAGAUUACAUUCUGUCCUGGUAUAGAAGCCUCAGCAGAGAUGAGGGACAACUUUAUCAUCUGCUCUUAGAAGACUUCUGGGAAAUUGCCAGAGAGCUGCAUCACAGACUGAGUCACGUGGAUGUGGUUAAAGUUGUCUGCAAUGAUGUUGUAAGGACUUUACUCACUCAUUUCUGUGACCUGAAAGCUGCUAAUGCCAGACAUGAAGAACAGCCGAGGCCUUUUGUGUUGCAUGCAUGCUUGAGGAACUCAGAUGAUGAAGUAAGAUUUCUACAAAUGUGUUCUCGGGUUCUGGUGUCUUGUCUCCUCCCCUCCAAGGAUGUCCAGUCUCUCAGCUUACGUGUCAUGCUUGCAGAAAUUCUCGCAACAAAAGUCUUGAAGCCAGUAGUGGAGUUUCUGAGUAAUCCAGAUUAUAUUAACCAAAUGCUACUUGCCCAGUUGGAAUAUAGAGAACAGAUAAAUGAACAUCACAAGAGAGCCUACACAUAUGCGCCGUCCUAUGAAGAGUUCAUCAAGCUUAUCAACAGCAACUCUGAUGUGGAGUUCUUGAAACAACUAAGGUAUCAAAUUGUAGUGGAAAUAAUCCAAGCAACUACAAUUAGCAGCUUUCCCCAACUGAAGAGGCACAAGGGUAAAGAGACUGCUGCAAUGAAAGCUGACCUCCUGAGGGCCAGGAAUAUGAAAAGGUACAUCAACCAGCUGACUGUGGCCAAGAAGCAGUGUGAAAAGAGAAUCAGAAUCCUGGGAGGCCCUGCCUAUGAGCAGCAAGAGGAGGGCAGCUGGGAUGAGGGGGAAGGGCCGCAAAGCCAGAAGAUUCUUCAAUUUCAAGAUAUCUUGGCCAAUACUUUCUACAGAAAGCACUUUCGAAUGUACAUGGAAAGGAUGGACAAGAGAGCUCUGAUUAGUUUUUGGGAGUCUGUGGAGCAUUUAAAGAGUGCUAACAAGAAUGAAAUUCCACAAUUAGUUGGUGAAAUUUAUCAGAAUUUCUUUGUAGAGAGCAAAGCAAUAUCUGUGGAAAAAUCACUUUACAAAGAAAUUCAGCAGUGUCUUGUAGGAAAUAAAGGCAUUGAGGUGUUCUGCAAAAUCCAGGGAGAUGUUUACGAGACCCUAAAGGAUAGGUAUUACCCUUCAUUUAUUGUCAGUGACCUGUAUGAGAAAUUGAUGAUAAAAGAAGAAGAAAAACAUGCCUCACAGCUGAUUCCCAACAAGAAUGAAAUGAGUCCUCGAGAUGAGGCUGGUGAGGAAGCUGUAGAGGGAGGUACCAGUAUGAUUAAUGAACAAGCCAGUUUUGCUGUAAACAAACUACGAGAACUAAAUGAGAAGCUUGAAUAUAAAAGGCAAGCUCUAAAUUCUAUUCAAAAUGCACCAAAACCUGACAAGAAGAUUGUUUCCAAGUUGAAGGAUGAAAUAAUUCUAAUAGAGAAAGAGCGCGCAGACCUUCAGCUGCACAUGGCAAGGACGGAUUGGUGGUGUGAGAACCUUGGCAUGUGGAACGCCGCCAUCACCAGCGGAGAGAUUACGGAAGAGAAUGGUGAGCAGAUGCCAUGUUACUUUGUCAUGGUAAGCCUACAAGAAGUCAGAGGAGUUGAAACUAAGAACUGGACCGUCCCAAGAAGGCUCAGUGAGUUUCAGAAUUUACAUCGGAAACUUAGUGAGUGUGUCCCUUCUUUAAAAAAAGUCCAGUUGCCUUCUCUCAGCAAGCUGCCUUUCAAAUCUAUAGAUCAAAAGUUUAUGGAAAAGUCAAAGAAUCAAUUAAAUAAGUUUUUACAGAAUCUGCUUUCAGAUGAAAGACUCUGUCAGAGCGAAGCUCUUUAUGCCUUUUUGAGCCCUUCUCCUGACUACCUCAAGGUUAUUGAUGUGCAGGGGAAAAAAACCACCUUUUCAUUAUCAUCAUUUUUGGAAAGACUUCCUCGUGACUUCUUCUCCCACCAGGAGGAGGAGACAGAAGAGGACAGUGACCUGUCAGAUUAUGGUGAUGACGUGGAUGGAAGGAAAGACUCCUUGGCUGAACCGUGCUUCAUGUUGAUCGGGGAGAUUUUCGAACUUCAUGGAAUGUUUAAAUGGGUGAGAAGAACGUUAAUUGCCCUUGUUCAGGUCACCUUUGGAAGAACCAUCAACAAACAAAUCCGAGACACAGUGAACUGGAUUUUCAGCGAGCAAAUGUUGGUUUACUACAUCAGUGUUUUCCGGGAUGCUUUUUGGCCAAAUGAGAAAACGGCACCACUGACCGCAAGCAGAAGCCAAGAGCAAUGUCAGGAAACCAAACAGAGAGCACAGCAGAAGCUACUCGAAAACAUUCCAGAUAUGCUUCAGAGCCUUGUUGGACAGCAAAAUGCCCGCCAUGGUAUAAUAAAAAUAUUCAACGCACUGCAAGAAAGAAGAGCCAAUAAGCAUCUGUUAUAUGUGCUGAUGGAACUGCUGCUAAUUGAACUGUGUCCUGAGCUGAGAUCUCAUUUAGAUCAACUUAAAGCUGGUCAGGUUUGA